AUGGCGCUGGCGUUCGACGAUUUCGGACGGCCCUUCAUCAUCCUGAGGGAGCAGGAGAGCAAGUCCCGCCUGCGGGGGCUCGACGCGCACAAGGCCAACGUCGCCGCCGGCAAGGCCGUCGCGCGCAGCCUCCGCACCUCCCUCGGCCCCAAGGGCAUGGACAAGAUUCUCCAGUCCCCCGACGGCGACGUCACCAUCACAAAUGACGGAGCGACGAUCCUGGAGCAAAUGGAUGUUGACAACCAGAUUGCAAAGCUUAUGGUGGAGCUUUCCCGUAGUCAAGACUAUGAAAUCGGGGAUGGUACUACUGGGGUGGUGGUCCUGGCAGGGUCGCUCCUGGAACAAGCUGAGAAACUGCUAGAGCGUGGUAUUCAACCGAUAAGAAUUGCCGAAGGAUAUGAAAUGGCUUCCAAGAUAGCUUUUGAUCACCUCGAACAUAUCUCCACUAGGUUUGAGUUCACUGCUGCAAAUAUAGAGCCCUUGGUGCAGACCUGCAUGACAACUCUGUCCUCAAAGAUUGUUAACCGUUGUAAGCGGAUGCUUGCUGAGAUUGCUGUCAGGGCAGUCCUUGCUGUUGCUGAUUUGGAAAGGAAGGAUGUAAACUUGGACUUGAUUAAAGUAGAUGGUAAAGUUGGUGGGAAGCUAGAGGACACUGAGCUAAUAUACGGAAUCGCUGUUGACAAAGAUAUGAGCCACCCACAAAUGCCAAAGAGAAUCGAGGAUGCUAAUAUUGCCAUCCUUACCUGCCCAUUUGAGCCCCCAAAGCCCAAGACAAAGCAUAAGGUUGACAUUGACACUGUAGAAAAAUUCCAGACGAUGCGUGGACAAGAGCAAAAAUACUUUGAUGAAAUGGUUCAGAAAUGCAAGGAUGUUGGUGCAACCUUAGUUAUCUGUCAGUGGGGUUUUGAUGAUGAAGCCAAUCAUUUGCUUAUGCAAAGAAAUCUGCCCGCUGUGAGAUGGGUUGGUGGUGUUGAAUUGGAAUUGAUUGCCAUAGCUACAGGGGGACGUAUUGUUCCAAGAUUCCAAGAGUUGACUCCUGAUAAGCUUGGGCAGGCUGGCUUGGUUAGAGAGAAGUCAUUUGGAACAACAAAGGAUCGAAUGCUUUGCAUUGAGAGAUGUGCAAAUUCCAGAGCUGUAACUAUCUUCAUCCGUGGCGCUGAGAUAUCUUGCUCUGUUGCUGUCGAAGCUGCAGCAGAUCGAUAUGCUGGAGCCGAGCAGUAUGCAAUUAGGUCGUUUGCUGAUGCGCUGGAUGGGAUUCCACUAGCCUUGGCUGAAAACAGUGGUUUGCCACCUAUUGAUACGUUGACUGCGGUAAAAUCUCAGCAAAUUCAGGAGAACAAUCCCUACUGUGGCAUCGACUGCAAUGACGUCGGGACCAACGAUAAGAGAACAGAACGUCUUUGA
Triticum turgidum subsp. durum (durum wheat) is the source of this 1404-nucleotide messenger RNA. NCBI's taxonomy places the organism in Eukaryota, Viridiplantae, Streptophyta, Magnoliopsida, Poales, Poaceae. The record is from the annotation of a GenBank genome assembly.